Papaver somniferum (opium poppy) is the source of this 945-nucleotide messenger RNA. RefSeq lists its product as uncharacterized. Gene Ontology annotation, molecular function: nucleic acid binding; RNA-DNA hybrid ribonuclease activity. Bases 1 to 945 code for a protein of 314 amino acids. Lineage: Eukaryota; Viridiplantae; Streptophyta; Magnoliopsida; Ranunculales; Papaveraceae. The transcript is spliced from 2 exons. The record is from RefSeq and is a predicted model, not a curated record.
AUGAUAUCUAGUGGGAUUCACCAUAUGGACGAUACAGUAAGUAAUCCUUUAUACAAGUCUUUAUGGAAGCUUCCUGUUAUUCCUAAGGUUCAGCUUUUUAUCUGGAAAUGCCAUGAAAAUAUUCUCCCUAAUAAAUAUGAUCUUGCUACGUAUAAUGAUAGCGAUGAACCCACUUGCAUCAUGUAUAAUUCUGAUUUAAUUGAGCGGGAUACCAACUAUGCAAUUAGUAUUCAACAAUGGGUUACUAAGUGGAUUUAUGAUAUUAAUCUGAAGGAAAAAGCUGGUGUUGUCUUUUCAAUUGCUUGGAGCAUUUGGAAAGAUAGAUGCUCAUGUAUUUUUCAAGGAAAACACUUGAAUUGUCAUGAUAGUGCUAGACUAGCUCUCAAGUUGAUCAAUGAUACUGAACUAUUUUUGUGUAAUGAUGUUGCUCAUUAUGAUACUCCACCUGAUCCUGUGGAAGAGAAAUCCACAGACACUGUCAUUAAUUCUCUGCAUGAGGAUUGUCUUAUUAUUCUUAGUGAUUUUGCUUUUGAAAAAGAUUCUAACUCAUCCGGAACUUGUGAGAUGAAUAAUUUGGCAGGUACCUUUGUUGGAUGCAAACUCAAAGCUGGGACAGUGAGAAAUGCUGAGGAAGCAGAAUGUUUAGCAUUAUUGGAAGAAGUGAAGUGGGCUAAAGGAAAAGGCCUAGAGAAAGUGUGCUUCAUUAGUGAUGCUAAAACUGUGAUUGAUCAUCUGGAUUUAAUUAGCAACCAGUUAUACUGGUAUAAUAAAUCAGUCUUAGAUGUCUGUAAAACUGUUAUUUCUAGUUUUCAGUUUGUCAAUUUUGAAUUUUUAAGAAGAAAUCAUAUUGUUUUAGCUGACCAAGAAGCUAAACUUAGCAGAAGGUCUAGAACCUAUGGACAAUGGUUGGGGAAUGUACCAUAUUUUCUCAAUCCCUCUAUGUAA